AUGUUGGACUCAGUAACCCACAGCACCUUCCUGCCCAACACGUCCUUCUGUGACCCCCUAAUGUCAUGGACAGACUUGUUUGGGACUGAAGAGUACUACCCUGGCUUUGAACAUCAAACAGCCUGUGACUCCUACUGGACGUCUGUCCCCCCAGAGUACUGGACAAAGCGCCACGUCUGGGAGUGGCUCCAGUUCUGCUGUGACCAGUACAAGUUGGACGCCAAUUCCAUCUCUUUCUGCCAUUUCAACAUCAGCGGACUUCAGCUGUGCAGCAUGACCCAGGAGGAGUUUGUGGAUGCAGCUGGGAUCUGCGGGGAAUACCUGUACUUCAUCCUACAAAACAUCCGUGCACAAGGCUAUUCCUUUUUCAAUGAUGCUGAUGAAACCAAGGCCUCAAUCAAAGACUCCGCUGACUCAUCGUGUUUGAAAGCAGGAAGCAUAAAAAAUCAAGAGAGCCAUAACCACGGCAGAUCAAGCCUCCAGAGUUCUCACCUGUGGGAAUUUGUGAGAGACCUCCUCUUGUCUCCUGAAGAGAAUUGUGGCAUUUUGGAAUGGGAGGAUCGAGAACAGGGUAUUUUUCGAGUGGUGAAAUCAGAAGCCCUGGCCAAGAUGUGGGGACAAAGGAAGAAAAAUGAUAGGAUGACCUAUGAAAAGCUGAGCAGAGCCCUGAGAUACUACUACAAAACAGGAAUUUUGGAACGGGUAGACAGAAGGUUAGUGUACAAAUUUGGGAAAAAUGCACACGGUUGGCAGGAAGACAAGCUAUGACCAGCUUCAUUCAUCCAUCUCACUUUACGGAUUUUCCCCCCUUUAAAAAAUCAUCUUAUGACAGACAUCUUAAAGUCUCUCUCUUUUUUUUCCUGAAUACAUUCUGGUGAAAUUUCUCCAUAUCACAGUUUCCAUCUGGAUCGACGGGUUACUGACUGUUUUGAGUUGUAGCCACUGGGCUAUUUGAAAUCUAAUUUGAAGGGGAGGGAUGAUUUGGGAGGAGCAUACUUUUAUUUUGCAAGAGUUGGCUCCUUGUGGCUCAAGCAUCAUUUUUAACUCAUCAAAACUUGAGAGCAACAAAGACAACCGGAAUUUCUGGCUCAAAGCCAUGAUUUAGGGUGGGGGUAGCCAGGGUUUUUACCCAGGAUGCUAAAAUUUCUAGUGCUAACCUCACCACUCUCACCAGUUGGCCAUACCCCUGGCAGGCUCCUCCCCACUCCCCCAGCCUCAAUAGUGGCCUCAUCCUGAAACGUUUACUCCCUGAGCUUCCACACCCCAUUCCCAUCUUCCUCAUCACCCUUAUCUCCUUAGCAAUGGCCAGUCUUUUAGCGAUGCACACUCCUUCCCUCCUGGCAGUUGUACCCCAAGGGAGCUCUUUCCUCCACCCCACCCCGUUAUAAAAAUUCCUAGUUAGAGUUAGCCCCUGGCCCCUUACUGUUCCUCUUCAGGAGGCUUUUACUGUCAGCACCCGGGCAGAUCCCAAAGAACCAAGUACUGACAGUCUAGUUCAGUGACGGUGAGCCACAGGUGAGAACGAUUUAGUUUAAAUUCCCAAUGAUUGAAGUCAGUUAGGCAUCGCUCUAAAUCAGCAUGACUUGAUGGAAAGACAAGUCAGAAGACCUGACCACUUCUAAUCUGUGAGACAUCUGCCCUGUCCUACUUCUCUGAGCCUCAGUUUCCUCAUCUGUAAAAUGUGGAUUAUCAGACCUUGCCUGCCUACCUCACAGGGUUGUUGUGAGGACCCCGUGCAUUUGUGUAAAGUACUUUGUCACCUCAAAGGGCUAUGUGAACACCAGCUAUUAUUAUUGUCAGAUAAUUGUCCUAUUGGAAAAAUAAAUUUUACAAAAAUUCAGCUUUAGCUAUGAAUCCAGGACACAAACUAAAUUUAGCAUGGAUGGUCAGUAGGGUUCUCAACUAUCCUUCCAGCCAUCGAGUAAACUUUUAAGCAUCUUUCUAAACAUAUUAGACCUUUACAAUUUGUUUUAUUAAUAUUGGUUGCUGAGAUUUCUCCUUCUCCUCCCCAAUUUUGACUAGGAGUGGAACUAGGGUAUGCAAGGGGUUAAUGAACUGAAAAACACUUCUUUCCCUUCCUCCCCACUGCCAAAUAUCACUGUUGUUCCUGCAACAAUCAAACUGGGAGAUCUCAAGUGCCAAAAGGGAAAAUUCUCUCUCUUUGGAAGUUUUUGUGGCAAAAACACCAAACCUUGACAAAACUGGAAAAAUCCUAUCAAUUAAUAGGCAAUUAAAGGAUGAACUAGUUUUAUUCUUUUUAACUACCUGAUUCGCCCCCUCCCCCACCAUCUUAAAAGUCCAGAUUGCUAUAUCAAAAAUAGUGAAAGUGAAGGAAUACUCUCUCAACAAACUUCAGUGAGAUCAAGUCUGCACUGACGGUUUCUUACUCAUCAUCAGUGACCCACAAUUCAGUGGUUUGUUACAUCUUCUGGUUAUGGAGCCCAAGGAGGGAGGCGUCUCAGAGCCGUGAUGUAUGUCGAAAACCACAGUGGUCAAAAGGUUAGCAUCAAAAACUAAUAUGUCUAAAAGAAAAAUGUGAAUAACUGUAAAAUAAUCUAUUUUUGGAUUCAUGUUUUUUUUUCCAG
Trichosurus vulpecula (common brushtail) is the source of this 2585-nucleotide messenger RNA. It is a transcript of the gene ELF5, whose product is annotated as E74 like ETS transcription factor 5. The transcript is spliced from 6 exons. Gene Ontology annotation, molecular function: sequence-specific DNA binding; DNA-binding transcription factor activity, RNA polymerase II-specific. Gene Ontology annotation, cellular component: nucleus. Lineage: Eukaryota; Metazoa; Chordata; Mammalia; Diprotodontia; Phalangeridae. Bases 1 to 768 code for a protein of 255 amino acids. The record is from RefSeq and is a predicted model, not a curated record. Gene Ontology annotation, biological process: cell differentiation; regulation of transcription by RNA polymerase II.